ACUUUCCUCGCGAAAUAUAUAAAGAUCAGUUCAACUCAUUUGAAUAUGAUAGAACAAGAACUCGAUUAUAUGAAAAUUAUAAUCUUUCACCUUCGUUCAUUAGUGUAAUUUUUAUAAAUACGAAGCAAAAGAGAGGAAUUGUUUUAUAAUGAUAUACGGUAUAAGACAUAUUCAACAUCCGCCUUUGAGCUCUUCUCCGCCUUCGAGAGAUUUGAUUGACCCUUCUAUACCUAACAUGAAUAUCAAAAUUCCGGAAAACACUCCACACGCGGAUAUAAGUAAUUACAAAGUUAACUCAACCUUCAAAACACAAAUCAUCAGCUCAUUAAAUAUAGAACACGUUACGCCACCGCCAUACUACAACAAUAAAAUAACUUAUCCAAUGUCCGAAAGUCCUCCAUAUCUAAAUUCUCUUCGAUCUAAUGACGUCGAUAUAAAUGACUCAAAAGGAUACCAACUGCUCAAUUCAUCAAGUGAUAACAUUAGCAUCUCGACAAAAACUCGAAUCCUUAAUAAAAGAAAUUCUUUUAGAAAUCAUUACUAUUACGUUAGGACGAAAUCCGAUAAAUUCUCGGGAUUCGGUCUAAGCUCUCAUACUGAUGCUGCUACAACGGAAACCAGCUCAUUUAGUCGCCACGAUAGUCACGGAUCAUUGUACGAUAAAUCUACCAAACGUAAGCUCUCUUUUGAAAAUAAAAUCCCGCCAGAAAUGAGAACUGGAAUCGAAGAUUUCAGUAACGCGAAUCCUUUUAUAAGUUACCAAAAGCGGCUUUACGCUUCCCAGGAUUCUGGGUUAGAUCGUUGGUGUUACCUACCCAUAAAAAUUUCAUACCCUUUUACCACACAAAAUUCUUUUCACUCUGCUCUCGAUAAGGAAACUUUCGCUUUAACCAUCCCAGAAAGUUCUUCGGCUUCGAUUAAUAAUAAGGAUUCAAAUCAUCAAAAUAAUCUUCACCCAUCGAUCUCUCCCUCUCCGAUUAUGUCUUUUUGUUCCUUAUCACUCUCGGUUAGAAAAUCCUUCAUCGAAAACAUCGCCGCCCGAAUCCAACCUUCAAACAACUGUUCCCAACCUCUCCAUCAACCCUUAAAAACGUUCGACGGGAAGCUUAAAAUUUGUGAUAACCACUCCAUGUCUAACUUUAUCGCACCGCCCUCUCUUAGAGCCAUCAAAUCCGCCGUCAACAGGCUUUAUCGCAUAGACGAUUUCGAACCCGAAUUGAUUGGCACCGGAUUUUUUUCGGAAGUCUUUAAGGUUACUCAUAUAUUGACUAAUGAGACGAUGGUUUUGAAAGUCAAUAAGCAUAAUAGUAAUCGAUGUAACGUGCUAAGGGAGAUUCAAUUGAUGAAUUCUUUAUCUCACCCCAACGUUCUCAAAUUUCUCGGUGUAUGCGUUAAUGGGGGACAGCUUCACGCACUAACAGAGUUUAUAAAUGGCGGUGAUUUGGAACAAUUGAUCCUAGACACGGAUGUUGAAUUGCCAUGGGAUGAUAGGAUAGGGCUGGGUAUCGAUAUAACAAAGGGAAUGAAAUACUUGCACGGCAAGGGAAUAUUUCACAGGGACCUUACCUCCAAAAAUUGUCUGAUAAGAAAAAACUGUCGUGCCUACACUGCCAUAGUUGGUGAUCUGGGGUUAGCUUCCAAAAUACCGAAAUCAAAUUGUUUACGAUCGCGAUUGCCAAUUGUCGGAUCUCCAUUUUGGAUGGCUCCGGAAUGCUUACAAGGAAAAUAUUACGAUGAAAAAGCUGAUAUCUUUUCCUUCGGUAUAAUACUUUGCGAAAUGAUUGGGAGAAUAGAAGCAGAUCCCGAUUUCUUACCGCGUACUAUGAAUUUUGGUUUAGAUUACAUAGCUUUUAGCAAGAUAUGUGUUGAUUCUCCUCCGGACUUCUUAGAAUUAGCGUUCAAGUGCUGCAUGGUUGAUCCAGACUGGCGGCCACCCUCAUUCGGUGCUAUAAACAAAUUGUUACAUAUCAUCAUAAACAAAUUUCGGGAUAAUAAUUUUUUCACUGGAAAAUACCGAUGCCAGGGGAAUGUCUCAGUUAUAAGAACGAAUAAAGGUGUUUUGAGAAGAACAUUAUCUGAUGAAUACUUGGAAAUACAACCUUGGUUACAAGAAAAACCUGAAGCAUUGCGUCAGGAAUAUCCUUUGUCUACGACAAAUCUCGGCACCAAUAUCUCUUCUGUUAUAAACGACGAGGAUGCAUCGUUUGCGAAAGUUAACACAAACAACCCUUCACCAUUUACAACUCCAAAUAAUAAUAAGAUCAAUGAUAGUUAUCUUGUACCACUUGCUGUAAAUAAAGACGAUAAUGAAGACAUACUAAUUUCGCCUGGUCUUUUACAGCAUUCUCUUUUGUUGGCCAGCCCGCGACAUGUGGGGGCUUUAAUGUCGCGAGAUGAUACCUAUUACAUUCCCAAAGAUUAUUCAUUGGAAAAUCCGUUCACUUCCUUCCUGCAUUUGUUUAAAUCUCCCUCCGUCUCUUCUUUUUUUCCCGAUGGUAAGGCUACUACAAAGGGUACACAUGAAUGCACUAAGAAAUCUUUAGAUUCCAGCGAUCAUAAAAGGGAUUUAAGUAAUGUUGACUCCACAACCGAUUUUGAUUCUGGAUGUUCUUCGGAAUCCAAGGAAGAAGAUUUUUGUUCCGACAAUUUCUCUAAGUCCAUUACAACUCUACCAAAUUACAAAAUAUAUCCUAAAAAUCGCUCAACUCGAAAAUUUUCUUCCGCCUCUAAUAAAAUGCAAGAUUUUUCAAAUGGGAAACCGGUCCACCUCAAAACGCUAAACAGCAAUGGAUUUUUCUGUUCAGCCACGGAUUCCCUGAAAGCUGGUUUUCGCAAAUGUUUUUCCUCAUGCCACGAGCAAAAUUAUACUGAAAAACAAUCCAAUGAUUUAUAAUUUUCGCCGUUUAUUUAUCUUACUUUUAGGCUAGUUUUAUGCCGUGUUGUAAUUAUUGUUAAAAAGAGUAUUUAGGAGAUUUAUUUAAACUUCUUUUUUUAAAACGUGAGGCUAUCAUUACUAGUCUAUCUAUACUCCAAUUAUAUAUUACUCACAUAGAAUGAUAUCGUUAGCCAAGCACUAUUAUAAAUCGCAUUUUUGUUUAGUUUUACUCAUCACUAAAAAACUUAAAAGUAUUUUGUUCUCAUUCCUAACCAAUAUAACACCUUUAAGGACCACCCACUCAACUCUGUACGAAGAUAGUUUGUGGCCAAUAUAAUACUUUCUUAAGUUGUUUUUUGAAUAAAAUAUUGUUUAAUUUUAAUUGAUAUAAGUGCAAAUUUUAUUUUCAUUUGUAUAAUUUAUUUAUUUUCGAGUUUUAUACAAAAAAAAAUUACGGGAAUUUAAGUUAAGAUUUAAAAUAAUAUAUUUUUUUUAUUAAAAACUCCAAAUAUUUUCAGUUUAUUGUAAAUAUAUUAUAUAAUACAUAUACAUUUACAGAUCAUUUUUUUGUAUUAUAAAUCACC
Gordionus sp. m RMFG-2023 is the source of this 3459-nucleotide messenger RNA. RefSeq names its product probable LIM domain-containing serine/threonine-protein kinase DDB_G0287001. Gene Ontology annotation, molecular function: ATP binding; protein serine/threonine kinase activity. Gene Ontology annotation, biological process: protein phosphorylation; actin cytoskeleton organization. The record is from RefSeq and is a predicted model, not a curated record. Lineage: Eukaryota; Metazoa; Nematomorpha; Gordioida; Chordodea; Parachordodidae. The transcript has 14 exons. Gene Ontology annotation, cellular component: nucleus; cytoplasm. Bases 149 to 2893 code for a protein of 914 amino acids.